Molecule: messenger RNA, 2577 nt
Organism: Geosmithia morbida
Lineage: Eukaryota; Fungi; Ascomycota; Sordariomycetes; Hypocreales; Bionectriaceae
Product: ATP-dependent RNA helicase DDX51/DBP6
Exons: 1
Coding region: 1-2577 (858 amino acids)
Cellular component (GO): nucleus
Molecular function (GO): nucleic acid binding; ATP binding
Source: RefSeq, a predicted model, not a curated record
AUGGCCGGCAGCGGUGACGAGUCCAGCGCUGCUAGGUCUAAGCGGAAGCGCGAGGACAAUGACGGCGACGAUUUGCCUAAGUCACGGAAGCGCGAGAGCAAAAAGGCUACGAAGCACGCCAGGGAAGAAGACCAUGACAAGGUCGAAGACGAGUCGAAGGAGGUGAAGAAGAGCAAUAAGAAGGACGGGAAGAAGAAGAAGGAUAAGAGACGGCCGGGAAACGAUGACGAUGACACAACGGCAGAGAAAGAGGAGGUUUCUUCGUCCAAGAAGGAGCGGAAAAAGAUGAGCAGGAAGAUGAGCAAGAAACGCACACAGGCAUCCGACACAUCGGAGGACGACCAAGAAGGAGAGGCAUCUGACAGGGAUGUGCCAAUGGCGGAUGCUCCCUCUGACAUCGUUCAGGAAGAAGAAGUCGACAGCCAGCCGAUGGUGGAGGACGAGAAGGAAAAGAGGAAGGAAAAAAAGAAGGAGAAGAAGAAGAAGAAGAAGAAGAAGAAGAAGGAGUCGACGGACGAGGAAGAAGAAGAAGAGGAGACUGGAGAGGUGGAUAAGCGACACAAGUCGGUGCUGGAUCGAAAGACCAAGUCGCUCAGGCUAGCCGGCGAGGCUGCCCCGGCCAAGGCCGAUGAGGCCGAGGACGCCGAACCAGAAGAGCCCACGGAGGUCCACGACCUAGGCCCGCUGCCACAGCCCGAGCUGGUGUCUGAGGAGACGCCCAAGCCCACAUACGAGACGCUCCCGGCGUGGCUGGCGGCGCCCAUCCGCGUCUCGCAGGACACGCGCACGCCCUUCUCGGAGCUGGGACUCCUCCCCCGGGCGGCCAGGGCGCUCGAGGAAAAAGGCUUCCCGGACGCCUUCGCCGUGCAGACGGCCGCCAUCCCGCUCCUUCUGCCUACCAGCAAGCGACCGGCCGGAGACCUGCUCAUAUCGGCGGCGACUGGAUCGGGAAAGACGCUUGCGUACGCGCUCCCCAUCGUGCGCGACCUGAGCCACGGGCUCGUGACGCGGCUCCGGGCCCUGGUUGUUCUCCCCACGCGAGAGCUGGUCAAGCAGGCGCAGGACGUCUUCGACAUGUGCGCUCGGGCGUACGAGGGCGGCGACAGGAAGAGGGUGCGCGUGGGCAUCUCCAUCGGUAGCCAGACGCUCAGGUCGGAGCAGGAGACCCUCGUGGACCGGCAGGCGCGGUACGAUCCGGAGGCCUACGAAGACGUGCUGAGACGGAGGCGCGCGCGGGGGGGUCUCCUCGACGACAGCGUCCCCGGCGGGCUCGGCGGGCUCGGCGCCGACGGCUCCGAUCCCAGACUGGGCGAGUGGCCUGGCCAGGUCGUCGACUUCUCGUCCAGGGUCGACGUCCUCAUCUGCACGCCCGGCCGUCUGGUGGAGCACAUGGAGCAGACGCCCGGCUUCGACCUCGACUACGUGCGCUGGCUCGUCGUCGACGAGGCCGACAAGCUGCUCGCCCAGAGCUUCCAGGGAUGGCUGGAGAUGGCCAUGGACAGGUUCAGGGCAGGCGCCGAGGGCAGGACCGUGCGCGGCGCCACCGCUAGGCAGUUCUCCGACAUGGACCUCGAAGGCGUGCGCAAGGUCAUCCUCAGUGCCACGCUCACCCGCGACCUCAGCCUGCUCAACCAGCUCGCCCUGCGCAGACCUCGGCUCAUCGUCCUGGAGGCUUCGACCGGAAGUGAACAGGACCACCAGCAGCAACAGCAGCAGCAGCAGGCCGUGGCUGAGCACUCGCUGCCUGCUCUCCUGACAGAGCACGCUGUUCGUGUGCACAAUACCAACCUCAAGCCGCUGUAUCUUCUGCGUCUUCUCAAGGACGGCCACAUGGAGAGCCCCGAUGACAAGGCGGAACCUCCUACCGCCGCCGCCGCCGCCGCCGCCGCUGCUGCUACCAGCAGGGACACCACCAAGCCUACUACAGAUGACGAUUCCGAUACGUCUUCCGACUCGGGCUCGGACUCAGAUUCCAGCUCAGGCUCGGACACCAGCUCGGACUCAGGCUCAGACUCCUCCUCGGAAGCCUCCGAGACGCCCGAGGCCGCCGUCCCUUCCAAGCUCCCCAUCUGCCUCGUCUUCACCAAGUCCAACGAGUCGGCCCUCCGUCUUUCUCGCCUCCUCACCCUCCUGGACCCGUCGCUGUCGCCAUCCAUGGCGACGCUCACGUCCACGACGCCCACGCACAUACGCCGCAAGACGCUCCAGGCAUUCACGAAGCCGACAUCGUCGGUGCGGCUCAUUGUCGCCUCGGACCUUGUCGCCCGCGGUAUCGACCUGCCCAACCUGCCCCACGUCGUCAACUACGACCUCCCGGCCAGCGUGGCGGGUUACGUCCACCGCGUGGGACGUACGGCCCGCGCGAACAGGGCUGGUCAAGCCUGGACGCUCGUGGGCGACGACGAGAGCGGCUGGUUCUGGGGUAAGAUUGCAAAGGGGGCGGGUAUACGCCGUCCGCAAAAGGUGGGCAGGGUACGUAUCGACGAGAUGGCAGACGAGGACAUCGAUGUCUACGAGGCUGCGCUGGAGAAGCUGGGGAAGGAGGCGCUCGAGACGACGAGGGGUGGGAGACGAUGA